Molecule: messenger RNA, 1360 nt
Organism: Olea europaea var. sylvestris
Lineage: Eukaryota; Viridiplantae; Streptophyta; Magnoliopsida; Lamiales; Oleaceae
Product: BURP domain protein RD22-like
Exons: 3
Coding region: 116-1078 (320 amino acids)
Source: RefSeq, a predicted model, not a curated record
GAAUCUUUUCUCUUGUUAUAAAUAAGGCUACAAUUCACCUCUCUUUCUUCCAUUAUAACUUAUAGCCCUCCUUGUUUUCUGUAUAAAACAGUACUGCCGCUUUAUUACAGCUCCAAUGGAGUUCAAGUUUCAGCAUAUUUUUAUACUUCUUUCUGUGGCAUUAGUGGGAAGCCAUGCAGUUGUAUUUUCACCGGAUGAUUACUGGAGAUCUGUGCUGCCUAGCUCUCCCAUGCCUAAAUCUGUGAAGGAUCUUCUUAACCCGGAAUUUAUGGAAAACAAAGGCACCGCUGUCGGUGUCGGCAAAGGCGGCGUAGUAGUCGGAGCACCUACCAAAUCAGGCAAACCAGUCUAUGUUGGAGUAAAACCAGGAGCAGAUCCCUUUAGUUACAUUUAUGCAGCAGAAGAAAAUCAGAUCCAUGAAGAUCCAAAUGUAGCCCUUUUCUUCCUGGAAAAGGAUCUUUACAAAGGAAACAACAUGAAAUUGCAUUUUUUUAAGAGUUCAGAUGAUCAGGCUUCUUUUCUGCCUCGCCAAGUUGCUGAUUCAAUUCCGUUUUCAUCCGAAAAGUUUCCACAAAUUCUUGAUAGAUUUUUAGUGAAUCCCAGUUCAGAAAAAGCUGAAAUCAUGAAGAAAACUAUCCAAGAAUGCGAGGAGAAAGGGAUAAAAGGAGAAGAAAAGUACUGCGCAACUUCCUUGGAAUCCAUGGUCGAUUUCAGCACCUCCAAAAUGGGACGAAAAGUCGAGGCAGUUUCGACUGAGACAGAGAAGGAAACUCCAUUGCAGAUGUACAAAAUUGUUGGAGUCAAGAAACUGUCCGAGAAGAAAGCAGUAGUUUGCCACAAGGUGAAGUAUCCAUAUGCCAUUUUUUACUGCCACAAGACGGAAACCACCGAGUCUUACAAGGUGGCGAUGGUGGGGGACGACGGCACCAAGGUGAAAGCGGUGGCCGUUUGUCACAAGGAUACGGCGGCGUGGAACCCAAAACACUUGGCUUUUCAGGUGCUGAAGGUGAAACCAGGGACAGUUCCGGUCUGCCAUUUCCUCCCUGAGGAUCACAUCGUGUGGGUUCCUAAAUAUUAGUGGAGAUUGUUACUCAGUUCUCAUAUAUAUGAAUAUAUACUACUAUAUAUCUCUAUAAUUAUCUAUAUCCGACAGGUUUAAAUUUAGCUGUUUAUUUUAUGUAAUUUCAUUUGUGUAGUAGCAUGAAUCCCUACCCUUUUUCAGACAUACUGCUGUGUCAUUGCUGGAAAUGCAUCUAUGUAUGAAUUGCUAAGCUACUUCUACCUCCGAGCUUGCCUUUUUCCGGCCUGGGGCUGAUAUUUUAUUUACAAACCUACUUUAAUGGAAUACGCUGUUUGUACA